AUGGCAAACCGAACCGAUGANAAAGACCUCGCCAUCGAUCAUCUCGAGACCGUCGAUACUGCUGACGAUGCACAAUCAGACAAGAUCAACGAUGCACGUAUUGAAGCCUUCACACCAGACGAGCAGAAGAAGAUUAUCCGCAGAAUUGACCGUCGAUUGGUUUUGACUCUGGGAUUCCUCUACUGUGUCAGUUUGAUGGACAGAACCAAUACCGGCAUUGCUGUUGUUGCUGGCAUGGGCGUCGACCUUCUGCUCAUCAAGGAUCGUUAUUCGAUUAUCGUUCUCGUCUUCUUCAUUCCUUACAUCUUCUUCCAACCUCCGGCGACUGUCAUCCUUCGCAAGGUUGGCCCUCGUGCUUUCUUGCCGACCAUCACUCUGUUUUGGGGAAUCACCAUGAUUGGUAUGGCCUUCGUAAAGACCUGGACAACACUGAUUCCGCUACGCAUCCUGUUGGGUAUCUUUGAAGCUGGUACACUAACGAGGCUUCAGNNGGGUCUCAUCACCUGUAUUCUCGCCAUCGGUGCCUACUUCACCAUUGUGAAUUUCCCCGAGAAGGCUGCCCACGUCUCUUUCGGACCCAAGUUCUUGAAUCAGAAGGAAGUCGACUUUGUCGUUGCGACAAUCGAGAAGGAUCGCCACGAUGCCACCCUCGAAGAAUUCAAAGUCGGCCAAUAUCUCAAGUGCGCCGCCGAUCUCAAGGUAUGGGCUUUUGCAGCCCUCUUCGGUCUCUCUACCACGGUGACCUAUGCCAUAGCGUACNNCUACUUCCUCCCGAUAAUAUUAGAAGUAGGCAUGGGCUUCAACAAGCGUGAUGCACAAUGCUUGAUUGCACCCCCUUACGUCCUCGCCGCCAUGGUCACUUUCGGUUUUGCCUGGUACGCAGACAAAUACCGCAUUCGCUCNUUCAUCAUCGCCAACGCCUGCUUGAUGCUCAUCGGCCUCGGCUGUCUCGGUUUCGUAAAGUCGGUUGCUGUCCGCUACUUUGGCGUUUUCCUCGCUACCGCCGGAUGCAAUGCCAAUGUUCCUGCCGUACUUACCUGGCAAGCCAACAAUAUCCGCGGACAGUGGAAACGUGCACUUACCUCUGCUACCCUUGUCGGUGCUGGCGGCAUUGGUGGAAUCAUUGGCUCGACGGUGUUCCGCACACAAGACCAGGCCACGGGCUACCGACCUGGUAUGUAUGCUACGCUGAUUGCUAGUGCAUUGAUCAUUGUUAUAUCGUUGCUGUUGGAUCUCAAGUUCCACCGUGCCAACAAGAGAGCUGCUGCUGGAGGCAAGAUUAUCGAGGGACUCCAUGGCUUCAGAUAUACUCUGUAG
Messenger RNA from Aureobasidium musti, 1317 nucleotides. The record is from the annotation of a GenBank genome assembly. Lineage: Eukaryota; Fungi; Ascomycota; Dothideomycetes; Dothideales; Saccotheciaceae.